GUAGGCAAGCAGUUAUAGCAGGAAUUAAUGAAUUGAUGACCCUAAUGAUGCCUGGAGAUGAAGGAAUUUCUGGUUUCCCAGAGUCAGAAAAUCUCUUCAAGUGGGUUGGGACUAUCCAUGGGGCAGCUGGGACAGUAUAUAAAGACCUAAGGUGUAAGCUCUCCCUGGAAUUCCCCAGUGGCUACCCAUAUAAUGCUCCCACUGUGAAAUUUGUCACACCGUGUUACCAUCCUAAUGUGGGCACCCAAUGCAACAUCUGUUUGGACAUCCUCAAGGACAAGUGGUCAGCUUUGUAUGAUGUCAGGACCAUCCUGCUAUCUAUCCAGAGCCUACUGGGAGAACCUAACAUUGACAGCUCAUUGAACGCACGUGCUGCUGAACUUUGGACAAAUCCCACAGCCUUUAAAAAGUAUCUGCUGGAAACCUACAUGAAGCAAGUGACUACCCAGGAACCCUGA
This is a messenger RNA of Phascolarctos cinereus (koala), 458 nucleotides long. NCBI's taxonomy places the organism in Eukaryota, Metazoa, Chordata, Mammalia, Diprotodontia, Phascolarctidae. The record is from RefSeq and is a predicted model, not a curated record.